UCGGCCUGGCUGGGCUUGGCUCAGCUCGACUGCGCCCCCGGCCCCGUGCCCGGGGCUACGCGCCUCGCGGUGCCCGCCCAGCCCAGCCCAGCCCAGCGCCCCGGGGUUGGGCAUAGCUCGGCGCCCGGACACCGAGGCCGCGCUCCACCCGCUGCUUCGCACCCUCGGGCCUUACCCCGGGCCACCCCCCGGGGCUCGGUUUAGCACAGCCCCAGUCUGCCCCAAGGGUGCCUAGGGCUCUGCACCCCCUGAGCCCCCCCACCCCCGCAACGAACGCGGCGGGGGCGGGGGGGGGGGGAGCGCCGGGCGCGCGCGGCCUGCCGGGGAGGGCUGGCGGAGUCACUGCUAUGGCGGGGUGAGGGAUGGGGCCGAGGCGGGACAGGCCGCCCCCCAGUGGAGCUGCCCAGGGCCUGCCGCCCUGCUCGUUCCGCGAGUGGGUCCUAGGGUCGGGCGCCGGGCUGCUGGCCGGGAGGUGCUGCCGGCAGCUCGUGUUCACGGGUGGGCUGGCCCCACGGACGGGGCUGCCAGUAGCCUCUUGGGUCCCCGUCGGGUGGAUGCCCCGCCGCGGGGAGCGGCGUCUGCCCCCUGCGUCCCUCCGCCUCACCCCCUGCUGUCCCCCCCCCCCCCCCCAGGUGCUCCCCACUCCCGUGCUGCAUGCCCAACGCGUGCCUUUCGUGGGGGAAAGUCCUCCAUGUACGUGGAAGCACCUUGCCCGGGCUCUGCGAUGCUCCUCUCCCCCUCCCCACUCUGCUUCCUGCUGGUCAGGCUCUGCUUGUCAUCCCACCCGGCAGGGCAACCCCAUGCACCGCAGCCCUCGGGCUGGGCUCUGCCCUGGCCACCUAUUUUUGGGUCGGUUUUUUCAUUGUUUUUUGGGGGGUCUUUAGGUUUGGGGCUUAGUUUUGGUUUGGGUUUGUUUUUGGUUUUUUGGUUUUUUUUUCUGCUAGAUACAGCUAGAUGCAAAAGCUUAGCAGUGCUAACGGGGAGGUGUGAUGGGUGCCCUGCCUCUGAGUGGGCGAGCAGUGCUUUGGUUCACACGCUGCCAACAAGAAGGCCUGACUGAUACCGGCACUGAUGUGCAAACCAUGAGAACCCUCCGAGGCCGCAUCUUCUCAGGGACUGAGGAGUCUAGGCCAUGUCUUAUCAGGAGAUAACAAAGCGAGCUCAAGCGGAGACUAGGCAAAACUAAAAUUGCUAUGGCUCCACACCUGCACAAACACCAGGGCAGGUUUUGACUACGGGUCCAUCACUCGAGACUAUAAAUGCUCGUGGCCUUCCCGAGCCCAGUGAGCUCUCCAGCACAGUGGAGAGAGCAGGCUGCGAGGUGGUGAUCUCUCCCUUCAGCUGGGAUGCCCCUGAGAGUUACUCCUUGCGGCUGAGAGACACUUUACCCUGAACUGGAGCUCUACAGCAAGAUGUCGUCCCCAGAGGAACUGGCUGCUGUGGUAGAUGAGGACAUACUUCAGUUCCUUCUGAAGGAUGAUGCUCCCUGGCCUGAACUCCUAAGGCAGGAGAGCGAUGUGCUGGACAACUGGAACGUGCCAGACCCUGAGUGCCUGGACAAGGAGAUGGAUGACUUCAUCACCUCCCUGCUGAAGUCCUUUAAAGAUGAACCAGACAUGUUGGAGGAUUAUUCACAGCCUGACGGUUCAAGCACCACUUCUGAGGAUCCGCAUCUGUCCCAUAGCCCUGGCAGCUGCUUUGCUGGCAGCACUCGGAGCUCAUACAUUGUGCAGGCUGAUCACAACUAUUCCCUCCAUCAUGACUUUUCUGCACCGGAAAGCAUGAGGUCUGACAUGGAAGAAGGAGAUGCUUCCAUUGACCAUGGGCCAUGGAUGGGUUUGGAAGGCACAAGCCAGGCAAUGGAUCAGAGCUCCGGUUUCCCUGCUGGUGUUGCUAUGGUUACCAGACGCCGCCGGCGUGGGCAGACCAAUUUCCAACAGCUGGUGCUGACAAAGGAGGAGAGACAGCUCCUGGAGAAAGAAGGUUUUUCAUUACCAGCCUGUCUGCCACUGACCAAAGCUGAUGAGCAACUUCUGAAGAAAGUGCGUCGUAAGAUCCGGAACAAGCAGUCAGCCCAGGAUAGUCGUUACAGGAGGAAGCUCUAUGUGGAUGACCUGGAAAGCAGGAUGGCAGCCUGUGAAGCUCAGAACCAUGAGCUGGAGAAGAAGGUGCAGCUGCUGCAGAAGCAGAACAUAUUACUGCUCCAGCAGCUGUGGAGACUGCACAUCUUGGUGAGAAGUUUCACCACCAAAACUGCCGCAGCAAAAACCUGCACUGUGAUCGUGGUUCUGUCAUUCUGCUUCUUUGUCUCUGCCAGUAUUUUCUCAUUGUGGGGCAGAAAGCUACUGCUGGAGCUUGGAGUGCUGCCACAGCAGACUAGCUCGUUCCCAAAUGGGUCAGAAUCUGAUAUGCAGGAGGAUGCUGUGCCGGACGAGUUCAUCUCAAACCCUGAGGGCCCCUCCCAGUCAGGCAGCCUUGAUCAAGCUGAGGAAGAGGGGCAGAGUCCACGCAACGCCCAAUCCAGUUCUCUCAAGGGCAACUCAUCCUCUCACACUCCACCAGAAAUGGGCUGUGAGGAGGACCCUCCUCAGCCUCAGGAGCAGCUGUUCCAGAGCGACCCUUCUCAGGCAGCGGUGCUGCAGGAGUGGAGAGAUGAGAUGGAGGUGUGUGUAGACCCUGCUGCUGGAUUUAUUGUCCAGGAGCACCAUGCAGAGGAGAUGUGAAUACUGUCACCUCCUACUUCUCAGGGUGACACCAGGCACCUGGCUGGGCAGGCAGAAACAGAGCUGCCUUAACAGAUAAUCUAUCAAAACAGAUUCUUCUGAAUACUCUCCCAAUUGCUGACAGCUCAGAGAAUUUACCAGGGAGGGAUUGUUUUAAGCUUUACCUGUUCUGACACUGCUGUGUGUAUCUGUAGCAAGACUCUGCCUGAGAUGGGGUAGGAAACUCUGGGAACUUUGCUAUGGCUGCAGCCUGGCGCGCAUCCCAUGGCUCUCAGGGAUGGACUGUGGCGUGGAGGGUGAAGGUGGUUGGGCCUGAGGUCUGACUGGAUGCAGUUGGUGAUAGAGGCCACUGCCCUGCUUCUUCCCUGCUCAGGUGGAGAUGAAUAAGCUGAAUCCUGCACUUCUUACUGUAUCUGGCAGCUGCAGACAUCUGUCCCUUGUCCCCUUAAUCCUGCAGUGUUGCCUGAUUUCUAGGUGUGAGAUAGUGAGCUGACCUUCAGUGCCCUCACUGGGAGUGGUCCUCGCAUUGGGACACAUCUUAUAUUUUGAGCCAUGGGCAUAGCUCCUGACCUGUUAGGGAAGGUAAUGUGGAGUCCUUCUCAAGCCAUGCGUGAUGUUGGCACUCCAUAGGGGCUGAGCUUUCCAUCUCCAACAGCCCUGGGGGUGGGGUUUCUGGACCUUAGGGAGAAGGGGUGCCCCAAAUCAGACUACUGAGGGGCUGUGCAGCAGAGAGCAGUAAAACAGCUUGCUCAUAUGAAGGUUUUCCUGGCCACAGGACAGUUUCAAAGGUGUGUCCUCGUGUGCCCAAGCUUUGCUGUGCCGGCUGGUGAUGGAGUCACCUGGCUCUAGUUGCUCCCUAGGGCUGAACAAAAACACUUUGAGCUGGAGGGUGGUCACUUUACUGUAGUGUAGCUUAGUGGUACCUGUUAGGUAUCUCGUCAUCCUACUUCAGGACAUUUCAUAGAAUCAUAUAGAAUGGUUUGGGUUGGAAGGGACCCUUAGAGAUCAUCUAGUCCAACACCUCUGCAAUAAACUGGGACUCUUCAACUAGAUUAGAACAAUAGUUAAUAAUUUCCUUAUUCAUAGCAUAGAAAUAAAUACUAUCAAUGUG
This is a messenger RNA of Phalacrocorax carbo (great cormorant), 3834 nucleotides long. The record is from RefSeq and is a predicted model, not a curated record. NCBI's taxonomy places the organism in Eukaryota, Metazoa, Chordata, Aves, Suliformes, Phalacrocoracidae.